Aspergillus sclerotioniger CBS 115572 is the source of this 208-nucleotide messenger RNA. RefSeq lists its product as uncharacterized. The transcript has 2 exons. NCBI's taxonomy places the organism in Eukaryota, Fungi, Ascomycota, Eurotiomycetes, Eurotiales, Aspergillaceae. The record is from RefSeq and is a predicted model, not a curated record. The annotation marks the transcript as partial.
UCCCUCAUCAUAUUCUCAGCGGUCUCCCAUCGUUCCUUUGCUGCCUCCACCAUUCCAUCUUCCCCUUCCCCCCCACAUUUUCCCUUCAACUUUUUCACCAUUCUCUUCUCCAUUUUCCCCUGAUCCGGGGUCACCAAGCUAUGGAUUCUACUAGCAUGGUGAUCCCAUCUACCUCCGAACCAUCGGCCACAAUGGCACUGAUGAAUGG